CUUGACUUUGACUUCUUAGUGUCCUUGCUCACUUGCACAUUACUCCUUGUCACUUCCGGCUUUCUGUGUCAUCGUCAACCCUGGGCACUCCGAAGGGAAAUGGCGACCGCAAUCUCCGACAAGAUCUACAGAUUCUGCACAAAUCCUGCAAGCAUAUCAUCUGAGCUCGCGAAGCAUCCAUCUCAAGAGCCUGCGCAUCUUGCUGAUACGCUUUACGGAGGAGGACAUCUGGCCAUUACCAAACACAAGUCUCAUUCCCGACAACCCGCGAGUCCAGCAGAAAUCCAGCGCGCUCGAGAGUGCGGCAACUGGGGCGACAGUGAACCAAGCGAACUUUUCCUACAGUGCUACCAUGCUGCUCUCUGCUCGCUCGAACACGAUCCACUGGCUGGUAUGGUGAGCCCUAGUCUUAUGGGUAGCAAUGGAGUCCUUCCAAUCACAGUCGUUGCGCCAGUGCCUGACAUCUGUCGCCACAUGGCGAACCUUAUCGUCCGGGCGGAAAAGGAAGUCUUUCUGGCAACAAACUUUUGGGUUGCUUCCGGUGCGGCAUCUAUCAUUACAGACGCCAUUAAGGAGCUUUCAAGACGUGCUGGCGAGCGUGGAAAAAGAGUUGUUGUCAAGAUCAUGUAUGAUCGCGGAAACAUCAAGCAAGUCAUCGACAAUCACCAGAUGAUGUCGCCGAAGCAGUACACUGCAAAGGCUGUAAGACUGCCAGCCCCUGAAGAGAUACCGCACAUCGACAUGGAAGUGCAGAGCUACCACCGACCGAUGCUGGGAACAUUCCACUCUAAGUUCAUGGUCGUUGAUCGUAGGAUGGCUGUUGUGCAGAGCAACAAUAUCCAGGAUAACGACAACUUAGAAAUGAUGACGCACAUCGAGGGCGAGAUCGUGAACUCGAUCUACGACACUGCACUGAUCUCCUGGGCGAGGCACCUCAACCCUCCACUACCAUCCCUAAACAGCCGAGCGAGCAAUACGCAUAUAGCAAUGUUUCACGAUCCCUCUUUUCGAGGCCUCUUCGACGAAAAGGGGAGUCUACGAGUGCGACAAGACAGUCUUCUGAAAAGAGAUCGUGAUAGCAGGAACCAGAACUUCCCCCUACCAGAUCACAAGAACAGAUCCAAUGACCCAGACGUUGGAGUUGAAAUCGAGCGUAUGCAAGCAGUGCUUUUACCGGGCGAUGGGGAGACGCAGCUGGACGCAAUUACAAGACAUCUCAAUCUCGCAACGAAGCUAGAUCGCAAAGGCACAGCGCCAGAAUGCAAUCCAGAAGACGGCAUGAUACCAAUACAUCCACACAAACCCCACGCCCCGUUCCCCAUGGCACUCGUCAAUCGAAGACCAUGGGGUGCUCCGAACCACGAAUGCGUCAACGUACCGCAGAACGAAGCUUGGUUGGCAGCCAUUCGAAAUGCUCAGAGAAAGAUAUUUAUCCAAACGCCGAACCUGAAUGCUUCGCCACUGUUACCUGCACUUCGAGAAGCAGCUUGUCGUGGCAUCCAAGUCACAUACUAUGUCUGCAUGGGCUACAACGAUGCUGGCGAACUUCUCCCUUUCCAGGGCGGCAAUAACGAAAUGGUUGCAAAUGAGAUAUAUUCGAGCAUGGACGAAGAGCACAGGAAGAACAUGCGCAUUCAUUACUACGUGGCCAAGGAUCAGGUGAUGCCUAUUCACAACAAGUUCAAGGCAAGGAGUUGUCACAUCAAACUUAUGAUCGUCGAUGAACAUGUUGGCAUCCAAGGUAAUGGCAAUCAAGACACGCAGUCAUGGUUCCACUCGAUGGAGGUCAACAUCAUGAUCGAUUCGCACGAAGUAUGCAAAGACUGGCUAGAACAACUUCGGAGAAAUCAAAAUACCCAUCUUUAUGGACUAGCAUCACAAGAGGAUGGGAUAUGGAGAGACGAGGAUGGCAAGGAGGUUGAAGGCGCAAUUGGUAAAGACCCGGGCAAGUUUUCUUGGGUCAAGGGCUUCGUUGGCGCUGUCCAACGCGUGAGAGGGGCCGGCGAGUUUUGA
Molecule: messenger RNA, 2013 nt
Organism: Macroventuria anomochaeta
Lineage: Eukaryota; Fungi; Ascomycota; Dothideomycetes; Pleosporales; Didymellaceae
Product: phospholipase D/nuclease
Exons: 4
Coding region: 100-2013 (637 amino acids)
Molecular function (GO): catalytic activity
Source: RefSeq, a predicted model, not a curated record